UAUUAUUACACAAUUAUAUAUUAAUUACAAGCAUAUUAGUAUAACAAGGGAGAAAAUUAUAUAUGUGUUCCUUCUGACAACUAUGCAGGUAUAAUUCCAUCAGAGAUAGGUAAUCUUGAACGUUUGGAAGUAAUGAACUUAAUCGGCAGCUCUCUAACAGGGUCCAUUCCAUCUUCAAUCUUCAACAUUUCAUCUUUGAGAAUAAUUAAUUUCUCAAACAAUACCCUGUCUGGAAGUUUGCCUGUAGACAUGUGCAACCAUCUUCCUAAACUUGCUAGACUCUAUCUCUAUUUGAAUCAGAUUCAAGGGCAUAUUCCAUCAGAUUUAUACAAAUGCCGGGAGCUCCAAGUUUUAUCACUGUCAUUCAAUGGCUUUAAUGGUGGCAUACGUAAAGAAAUUGCCAACCUAACCAUGCUCAAGGAGUUAUAUCUUCGUGAAAACAACUUGAAAGGUACUUUACCAGAUGAGAUUGGUAACCUUAAUCUCCAGACACUUGAUGUCUAUGGAAACACCUUAACUGGCACCAUUCCAUUCAAAAUAUUCAAUGUGUCAACAAUGAAAAUCCUUAACCUGGGAUUUAAUAACUUUUCUGGCAAUCUUCCUUUGGACAUGGGGUUUUGGCUUCCAAAUCUUGAAGAGCUUUAUCUAAUCAUGAACAAACUCAGCGGAACAAUUCCGAGCUCUAUCUCUAAUGCUUCUAAGCUUACCAUCAUUAGCAUGAGCAUGAACUCAUUCACUGGAUCUAUACCCAACACACUUGGUAGUUUAACACUCUUGUGGAAGCUCUUCCUUCAUACAAAUAGUUUGAAGGGGGAAUCUUCUACUCCAGAGUUGAGAAUUUUCUCUUCUUUAACAAAUUGUAGACAAUUGGAGGUCUUGCGCAUAUCAUUAAAUCCACUAAACGGCAUACUUCCAAUGUCUGUCGGGAAUUUGUCUACUAGACUACUAGUGUUUGAUGCAUUUGGCUGCAAAAUUAGGGGCAACAUUCCCAGUGGAAUCGGCAAUUUGAGCAACUUGGUAAUCCUACGAUUAGGAAGCAACCAUUUGACUGGACCAAUUCCAAAAUCACUAGAGAGAUUACAAAAUCUUGUACGUUUGCAUCUUCAAAACAAUGCAUUGAAAGGAUCCAUCCCAGGUGACCUCUGUCGGUUGGGGAAAUUGGGAGAUUUGUCUGUGAGUGCUAAUAUGUUGUAUGGACAGAUUCCGACAUGCUUGGGUGAGCUUAAAUCUCUAAGAUGGCUCUACCUUGACUCCAAUAGAUUAAGUUCCAAGGUACCGUCAAACUUGUGGAGCCUUGAAGACCUUUUGGGUCUUAACUUAUCCUCAAACUUUCUAACUGGUGAGCUACCAUUGUAUGUCGGAAACUUGAAGGUCAUAACCCUAAUUGAUUUGUCAAGGAAUCAAUUAUCAGGUACAAUCUCAAACACCAUCGGAGGAGCUCAGUCGUUAGUUUCUCUCUCGUUGUCCCAUAAUAAAAUACAAGGACCUAUUCCUCGAUCACUCGGCAACCUUGUAAGCUUGGAAUUAUUGGAUCUAUCUAGUAACAAUUUGUCUGGAAAAAUUCCCAAGUCCUUAGAGGAACUCAGGUAUCUCGAAUAUUUGAAUGUGUCUUUCAAUAGACUGCAAGGAGAAAUUCCUACUGGAGGACAUUUUGCAAACUUUACAGCUCGGUCAUUUUUGCAUAAUGAUGCACUUUGUGGUGAACCCCGAUUGCAAGUUCCCCCUUGUAAAACCAACAAGAAUGGGCGAUCAAGGUUGAAAAUUGUACCCGUUUUGAAAUUUAUUUUACCCUCGAUUGCAUUAGCAUUUCUUGUUAUAGCCCUCAUAUUUUUGUUGAAAAUAUAUCGAAAACAAGAGAUCGAAUUGCAUACCGAGAAAGAUAUAUCACCUUUUGCAUGGAAAAAGGUUUCGUAUCAGGAACUUUUACAAGCGACAAAAGCAUUUGGUGAAACCAACCUAAUAGGCAUGGGAAGUUAUGGUUCAGUAUAUAAAGGAACGCUUUUGGAUGGGAUGAAUAUCGUGGUGAAGGUAUUCAAUUUGCAACUAGAAGGAGCUUUCAAGAGUUUCGAUGCCGAGUGCGAAGUAAUGCGCAACAUUCGUCAUCGGAACCUAAUUAAAAUCAUCAGCAGUUGCAGCAACAUGGAUUUCAAAGCCUUGAUACUAGAGUACAUGCCUAAUGGGAGUCUCGAGGAGUGGUUGUAUUCUCACAACUAUUGUUUGGACAUUCUACAACGGUUAAACAUAAUGAUAGAUGUUGCAUUUGCAUUAGAAUAUUUACAUCAUGAUCAUGCAACACCUAUUAUUCACUGUGAUUUGAAACCGAGCAAUGUCCUCCUUGAUGAAGACAUGGUUGCACGUGUUGCUGAUUUCGGGAUUGCAAAACUCUUAGGUGAAGGAGAUCUAAUGGUACAAACCAUGACCUUGGCAACAAUCGGGUAUAUGGCACCAGAGUAUGGAAUUGAAGGAAGAGUAUCAACAAAAUGUGAUGUCUAUAGCUAUGGUAUCUUGUUGAUGGAAACAUUUUCAAGGAAGAAGCCGACUGAUGAAAUGUUUGCCGGAGAGGUGAGCUUGAAGCGUUGGGUGAAAGAAGCAUUAAAGGGUUCGAUAAUUGAAAUUGUGGACACCAAUAUGAUAAAAAGAGAUGAUGAAAAUUUCUCUGCUAAGGUGGACUGUGCAUCAUCUAUCUUUCGUUUGGCCAUGGAUUGUUCCAAUGAUUCAGCUAAGGAAAGGAUCAAUAUGAUUGAUGCUUUGGCCACACUCAAGAAAAUCAAAACCUCUUUUCUUGCAAAUAUUGGUACCACCUUGAAAGAUGAAGCAAUCAAGAUUAACAUGUAUCAUUUUUAGUAGUAUUUUGUACUUUUCAUAUUUUUCUCUCUAAUAAUUUAGGUCCGCUUUGAAACAAUUUUUCUUGAGAGAAAUGAUUUUGAAGAUCAUGUUAUAGUCCGUGUGUUGUGAAUAAUUCAA
Messenger RNA from Cornus florida, 2964 nucleotides. Its product is annotated as receptor kinase-like protein Xa21. The transcript has 3 exons. Gene Ontology annotation, biological process: protein phosphorylation. NCBI's taxonomy places the organism in Eukaryota, Viridiplantae, Streptophyta, Magnoliopsida, Cornales, Cornaceae. Gene Ontology annotation, molecular function: ATP binding; protein binding; protein kinase activity. The coding region runs from base 133 to 2844 and encodes 903 amino acids. The record is from RefSeq and is a predicted model, not a curated record.